UCUGGCACGUUGUAUAGAAGUCUGUAGAAGUGUGUGCUCACCACGUGUUCCCGCUUCUCUCUUUCUUGAUUUUUUAUUUUAUAUACAGAAAAAAAAUCAAACCUGCUUCGCAUGAACAAUGGAGAUGAUAGAUGAUAGGAAUGAGAUACUAAAUUGUUAUCCUUCACAUUGCACUGAAUAUCCCUACCUCGGCAGAUUCGUCGCAAGAAAGGAUGAUAUUACCUUCAGGUAUCAAUUUGUGAAGAAAUUUUGUGGUCUUGACAAUUGCGCCGACAAUAAUCCUAACAUAUAUAAGUAUGUCGACUAUAUAUCUGGGAUACCUAAACAUUUUCCAAACUAUGGAGCAGAUCUUCCACAAACGUUCGUUAUGAAAAAUUAUGGCGUGGAUAUCUCAAUAUCCCCAUGGCGAGAGGAAGCAGAAGUUGAUUAUACACCAAGGGAUAUUAGGAACAAAAAUAUCAGUAAUUAUAUCGACAUCGCGUUUGAUACAUGUGCAUAUCCAGUCAGAAUUUCUAUAUACGAAAUAUAUAAUCCUGGAAAUGUAAUUAAAAUUUGGGCUCAAAAACCUAGUGGUCAAUGGGAUCUAUUGUGGAAGGGAUCGCCUCAGAUUGUGCCCCAGACAUCAAGACUAUUUUCGCCACCAUUGCGAAAGUGUAACUUCAAAACCAGAACGUUCAGACUGGAAUUUAAGAACACCAUAAUGAAUUAUGAAACAGCGAUAGAUGCUGUGAUGUUUAUUGGAACAUCGAAAAAGAUCUAUUCCAAAAACUUUGGAGAGAGUUUAACUGAUCUGCUAAAAAGAAUAAACUGCACAGCUCUUCAUCAGGAGGAUGUUUAUAAUUUGACACCAGAUUAUAAAAAUGCACACUCGGAUAUAUGCACUCUUCGAAUGAAUGUUUCUGAAUAUUGUAUUAUUUAUGAAAGAAAUAUAAAAGAAGUUUCCAGAAAAUGUUAUGGGGAAAAAUGUUAUCAUGAUUACAAACGUACAAAAGUAUCUUGGAAAGACAUCCCUGAUUAUGUUUCCAGGAUAUUAUCUUCAAAACAUCAUAAUCAGAAAUUAUCAAAAAAUGAUCUUGGUUCUUCAAAGCGUACAAAACUCUCUUCGGAUGAAUCCAGAAAGCUGUCACAUUACAGUUUAUCUAUCUUUCCUGAUGAAAUAUUACUAAAAAUAUUAAUGAACUUGGAUUUAAUGACAUUAUACAGCAUGAGCUGCGUAAAUAAGCGCUUAAAUAAGAUAGCACAGGACUCUAGACUUUGUACAUGUUUGAACGUGCGAAAUACCCGCGAUAUGCCUAUUAUUUAUAUUAAUAAUAUAUUUAAUUACUUUAUACCUAAAUGUAAAUAUUUGGAACGGGUAGAUUUUACACAUAGCGACUUUUCUAUUUCGCUUUUCGAAAAAUUUCUUAAGAAUUGCGGGAAGCAUUUAACACACUUACGAUUAGGUCAAUGCAGAUCUGUUAAUGAUCAUGUCCUACUCAAAAUUUCAACAAUAUGCAAAAAAUUAAAAGAAUUAGAUCUAAGGGGAUGUCGAGACAUUACGGAAGAAGGCUUUUCAUAUCUCGAGAAUCUAGAUGGCCGGCUGGAACAUUUAAGUCUUGGUGUUACAUGUAUAACAUAUCAAACUCUUUGUAAAAUACUGCAAAAAAAUCAAGGAAUGCGUGAAUUAAAUUUGGAACGGUUCGAACGUGAUCUUACAUUUUCAUUUGAAUUUUCGGAAGAAGCCUUAGUGUAUUACGAAAGAGUCGCAUUAGAGUUGAGAAAUUCGUGUCGAGACUUGGAAAAAAUAAAUUUAGCAGGCGUAUUUCAUAUUACACCGCAAAGUAUUAAAAUCCUUGGUGGCUGUAAGAAUUUACGAAAAGUGAACCUUCGAAUCCCGUACAAUAUUGAUGAGUAUAACUACUGCAGGUUAUUUUCCUCCUGUCGAGAGUCCUUGGAAGAAGUCCAUUUGAGCAGGAUGCGGUUCACCGAUUACGUUUUGAGAUUACUAGCGCAGUGCAAAAACUUGAAACAGUUAUAUCUUUAUAGAUGUAACAUAGCGUAUAAUUCAUUUCUAACAUAUUCUAUCAUUUUCGAGCAAUGUCUCGAAUUGCAAAAAUUUCAUCUUGUGUGCUGCAAUAUUAGUCGCUGCUUGGCGAAGCAGUGGGAAAAGCAAUACCCACACGUGUCUGUUCUCGUAACCGAAACCCCGCGUAUACUCCCUCGCUUGAACUAAAGAUCAUUCUCUAAAAAAAGUGGAUUUUACUAUUAUUUGUUCCCCUCUAGACCAUACAACUUUUGACUGAUAUAUUAUUGACUGCUAGAUUCUCUCAGUUUUUGAUUAUAUACAGUGGCGUCAAAAUCAAACAUCGGAACAUUUCAAAUAUAUAUUAUUUCUUUCUUAUCAUAGUCAGUCAGUUAUAAUUUAUGUCGCAGGUUUUUUCUAAAUCUAAAAUAUAUAGUCUGUAAAACUAAUUUUCCUAAUGACAAUAAAUAUAACAUAAUAACGAUCUCUUAAACAUUUGCAGACAAUUCGAAUAUAUUUUAUAAAAAGGGUAAAAAAAUGUUUCUUUCUUAACAUACGAGCAACAAAGUAUAUGGUAAAAGUAACGAAUACACAGUGCACG
Molecule: messenger RNA, 2603 nt
Organism: Temnothorax curvispinosus
Lineage: Eukaryota; Metazoa; Arthropoda; Insecta; Hymenoptera; Formicidae
Product: F-box/LRR-repeat protein 4-like
Exons: 8
Coding region: 119-2212 (697 amino acids)
Biological process (GO): SCF-dependent proteasomal ubiquitin-dependent protein catabolic process
Cellular component (GO): SCF ubiquitin ligase complex
Molecular function (GO): protein binding
Source: RefSeq, a predicted model, not a curated record